This is a messenger RNA of Uloborus diversus, 1956 nucleotides long. RefSeq names its product protein abrupt-like. The coding region runs from base 141 to 1178 and encodes 345 amino acids. The record is from RefSeq and is a predicted model, not a curated record. The transcript has 4 exons. Gene Ontology annotation, molecular function: protein binding. Gene Ontology annotation, cellular component: nucleus. Lineage: Eukaryota; Metazoa; Arthropoda; Arachnida; Araneae; Uloboridae. Gene Ontology annotation, biological process: regulation of transcription by RNA polymerase II.
AUUCGACUUGGCUCGUUGUUCGUUCGUUUCUUAUCUUUGUUCCAUGGAGCUAGUUUUAAGUUUAUGUCGUUAAAUUUGAUUUGAUUUCGAAUGUGAUUUUUCCUCUAAGUUUCCUAGUCAGCCCUACCUAAUGUUCCACAAUGUCACAAAAAGAAGUCUGUUUGAAGUGGGAAAAUCAUCCAAUAAAUCUGCUGUCAUCCUUCAAGAGCUUCCAAUCAUCAAAUGUGCUAGUCGAUGUAACUCUGUCAUGUGAAGGGCACAGUCUAAAAGCACAUAAGCUAGUCUUGUCUGCUUGUAGUCCAUACUUUCAGUCCCUUUUUACAGAAAAUCCUUGCCAACAUCCAAUAGUUUUUAUGAGCGACAUGAGAUUUGAAAUCAUGAAAGCUAUUAUGGACUUUAUUUAUAACGGAGAAGUCAAUGUUGCCCAUGAUGAACUGUCUGCAUUCCUAAAGGCUGCCGAAGCACUCAAAGUCAAAAAGUUGAGCGAGGUAUGUGCUCAAAGCCUGAAUUCUCGGAUCGACAGCAAUGCAUCUUAUUCUCAAAGAGUUUCGACUCCCAUGAAGAAACGGAACAGGGGACGGAAAAGAUCUCUGAGUGACUCGAAUAAAAGUGAUGAAGAGAUAGGGUCUAUAAAGCAAGAGCCUCUCUCGCCAGAAAGUCAAGAAAUUCACGAAAUUUCUGGUGAUGAGUUUUACACCUCAAGUGAAAUGAAAUCAAAUGACGGUUUACGCUUAAAUUCUCAUGUGCCUAUGAAUGCUUAUUCAUCCUCCCAUCGUCAGUCUGCUGGAUGUAUCAUUAGAGAACCUGACUCUGAUGAAGAAUAUGAAAUGGAAUCAUCAAAAUUGCUAGAACAAACAUUGGCUGGUAAUAUGCCAUCCAAUAAUCAAGGUAACCAUGGUUUAUCAAUGUCAUCAGACGGUUUGAGGAUAGAAAAGAAAAUGCGGAGCACGCCUGACACACAGCCUUCCAACAUGCAAGGUACUCUAGAAAACCCAGAAGAUGUAAAGCCUAUCAUUCAGUUUGAAGAUUCUGAAGAGGAGGCAGAAGGCACGAUGAUGUCAUAUAAUGAACAGUCACAACCGGGACCAAGUAACUACAAAGAAAGUUCCUUAGCUCAACAGGAAGGUUCCCAGCCUCAUGGUACCAUCAUGCUUGUAUUUACAUCUCUGCUGCUUUGAGCAAAUUGCUCAGUUUCCAGAGUUUGAUUUGUUAAAAUCAAAUUAAUGCAUAGAAGCUGCAUUUUUUUUUCUUUUACUAUUUUAUACUCUUAACUCAGCCAAAAAUGUGUUGCAUUUUUGUAUAUCUUGAAUGAAUGUUUUUUGUUUUGUUUUCCUCUUAUUUGUUUAACUUUGUUAUUUUGUUUUAUCCUUUAAAAUCCUAAACUGUCCUUCACUGAGUAUUAACGAUUUAUUUUUCAGCUUGCAAUCGAAUUUGACAUCUCCAAAUAGCAAUUUUACUGUUUUUUUCUUGUUUAUGUAUUAAUAUUUUUCUCCCCAGAGAUUUUCAUAGAGUAUCAUUGCAUUAGGAUUGGCUACUCCUCAAGCAGUGUUGUUGCGGACGUUGGAUUCUAGAACCAGUAGUACGCAGAAUUUCAAGAAACUUUCAUGUGAGUAAGUAUUUAUUUCAUGAGUGCAGUAAGUAUCAUUUUAUUUGUUUUUGAAUAGUCAUUGGAAGCUUUUAAAAUCACAAUGUUUCUAAGAAUCACAUUUCUUGCAGCAGUUCCUGUAGCUAAUUAAAAUUUUUUUCAGCAAAUUUAAUGAUUUUUUACAGGUUCUAAUCCAUUUCUUUUUCAGUUGCUUCUGCGUUUUUUUUUGUAAAACAUUCUGAUUGACCUUAUAUGUACUAUGCAGGAAUCUUCUGUAAAAAUUAACAAGGAACAAUUUUGUAAUAAAUCAUUCCUUGUCAAGAUUAUCUCUAAUAUUUGUAAUAAUGAAUAAAUGAUUCAUUUUUCUUUGA